AUGGCGAAGUUUCCACCAAUUACUACUGCUCCUCUUGCUCGGAACGACAUAACUCAUGAAAUCCAGUUACGAUCCCGUUGUGCUGUUCAUGUAAUUAUAAGUGGGGUACUCUGGGUGACUCUGUCAUCUGUAGGUACAUCUGUCUCUUCCACUUUAGAAGACAAAACAUUUGUCAAAGAAAUAUUGGAUAAACUCGAGCCUAAGCUGCCAAAAAAAGUAAUCCGCAAAGUUUUUAGGGUUGGAAAAAGUAUCAAUGAUAAACCACGACUACUAAAAGUACAACUCACUUCUCAUUAUGAGGUGAACCAUGUGAUAAUAUCCUUUCUACGUCUUUGUUCCAACUAUCCUGAUGAGUGUUCUCAGGUCUCUACCACCAGGGGUCGUACACCCUCCGAAAGACUUCGGAUCCAAGCUUAA
This is a messenger RNA of Macrosiphum euphorbiae (potato aphid), 417 nucleotides long. Lineage: Eukaryota; Metazoa; Arthropoda; Insecta; Hemiptera; Aphididae. The record is from the annotation of a GenBank genome assembly.